This is a messenger RNA of Periconia digitata, 1136 nucleotides long. The record is from the annotation of a GenBank genome assembly. Lineage: Eukaryota; Fungi; Ascomycota; Dothideomycetes; Pleosporales; Periconiaceae.
CUAUCCUGUACAAGCUGCAUCGUGAACCAGCCAUCAUGGAAGGUCUAUUCUACAACGUCAAGUACGGGUACAUCGAGGGCAUCGUUCGCGGGUAUCGCAAUGCCCUCCUCACCAGCCAGAACUACAGCAAUCUCACCCAGUGCGAGACCAUCGAUGAUGUGAAGCUGCAGCUCUCUCCCGCCUAUGGCGACUUUCUCUCGUCGCUCCCUCCAAACCCUUCCACUUCCGCACUCGCCAACAAGACGACCGAAAAGCUCGUAGCUGAGUUCCGUUACCUACAAGCGAACGCCACCGGCUCCCUCUCCAAGUUCAUGGAAUAUCUGACGUACGGAUACAUGAUCGACAAUGUUGCCCUGCUUAUUACGGGUACCCUACACGAGCGAGACACCCGCGAAUUGUUGGAGAGAUGCCAUCCGCUCGGUUGGUUUGAGACUAUGCCGGUGCUCUGUGUAGCAACGAAUAUCGAGGAGCUGUAUAACUCUGUGUUGAUUGAGACGCCGCUUGCCCCCUACUUCAAGGGCUCCCUGAGCCACCAGGACCUCGAUGAACUCAACAUCGAGAUCAUUCGCAACACGCUAUACAAAAACUACCUUGAGGACUUCCACAACUGGGUCAACACACAGCCCGAUAUUGCUGGAACACCUACUGCGGACGUUAUGACUGAGGUCCUCGAAUUCGAGGCAGACAGGAGAAGCAUUAACAUCACGCUUAAUUCCUUCGGCACCGAACUCUCCAAAGCAGAUCGGAAGAAGCUCUACCCCAAUUUCGGUAGCUUGUACCCAGAAGGAACCACAAUGCUUUCAAGAGCCGACGACGUCGAGGGCGUGCGCAUCGCCGUGGAGAGCGUAGCAGAUUACAAAACCUUCUUUGAUCAGACCGGGCUCAGCGGCGGCGGCAGUGGCGGCGUUGGCAACAUGUCAGGUGGUGCAGGAGGAGAGUCGCGAAGCUUGGAGGAUCUCUUCUAUCAGAAGGAGAUGGAGAUUUCCAAGCUAGCAUUCACAAGGCAAUUCACACACGCUAUUGUAUAUGCAUGGGUUAAGCUCCGAGAACAAGAGAUUCGCAAUAUUACAUGGAUAGCAGAGUGUAUCGCGCAGAACCAAAAGGAACGAAUCGGAAACUUCAUCAGCGUGUUCUAG